GGCAACCGCCCAGAGGCCGAGCGCCUGGGGCUGAGGGAGCUGCGGGCGGCGGGGCGCGUAAAGGAGCGCGGCAUGGGCUGCGGAGCUUCCUGGCGCCCGCGGGACCCGAAACGCUCGCCUGCGCCCAGACGGGGCUGGGAGGAGGGGUGCGAGGUAAAACAUCGACCGCAAUUAAACGACACGGCUGAUGUCAGGGUGACACCUGCAAGGGAGAACUGUAGCCCCCAAACCAGAGGGACCCCUCCCCAGGACAGUGUGGACCGUGCAGAGCGUCUUGAGCCGCAAGCCCUGAUGGGAAGUUUACCUGGAACCAUUCCAGAAAGUUCUCCAUCUCCUAGCAACAGGAAUAAAAAAGCAAAUUCAGACCCAGUGACCAAUGGAUUAAUCAAUAAACUGCAACCUCUAGAGAAUCAAGAGCGACAAAAGUCAUCAGACAUCCUGGAGGAACUAAUUGUUCAAGGAAUAAUACAAAGCCACAGCAAAGUAUUUAGAAAUGGAGAAUCAUAUAAUGUUAUGGUGCACACAACUGAGAAGCCUCUGAGAAAGCCACCAGCCAGACUGAAGAAACUUAAGAUCAAGAAGAAUGUAAAGGAUUUCACAAUGAGGGACAUAGAAGAAAAGAUGCAGGCUGCAGAGGAGCGCCGAAAGAGGAAAGAAGAAGAAAUAAGAAAAAGGCUACGAAGUGAACGGCCUUUGCCCCCAACCAGUCAUUCCGACUCCACUGAGCUGGGUACAACUGAGGUUCCAUUUGCCAAAGGGCCUGAGACUGUGAGUUCCGCUGGGUCUGCACUGUCUGACCUGCAGGCAGGAGAGCUACUGAAGAGGAAGAAGAGUAAACGUGAUACGACCCCGAUGGACAGAAGCUACCAUUACCCAAGUUUUGAGGUCGUGGAGUCAGACAUGUUCUACAAUCAAGAAGAUGAUGUAUUCUAAUAAGCCAGUUUUUGUGAAUUUCAUAAAAAGCCAUUCACUCUUCCUGUCACAUUCCUAGUGUGUCUUAUGCUCUUUGCCCAUGUGACCUCACCCACUGGGAUUUCCGGUGUGAGUUAAGAAUGAUGAAAUGAGCAGCACGGGCUAAAUACUAAUUGAGUGAAUUAAAUGGUCACAAAAGUGAAAAAGAAAACAAGGAUACAUUUGAUCAGCUUAGAUAUUAUAAGGUGGGUAUUCUCCCUCACAGUGACUUCAAACAUCCCUAGACAUGUUUAAUUUAUGAGACCCUUCCAGCUCACAUGAAAAUGUUUGUGCCAAAUUAAUCCCUCUUUGUCCUUCCUCACCCUUGGCUGUGUCCUCAUGACAGUCAUUUAUGACAAAUUGCAUGGAUUUCUUUUAAGUAUUUUAAUAAUCUGGUUGUUUCUUGUGCUAUAUAUUUAGCUUUGUUUGAUUUAAUUAUUUGUGCUGUCAAGGAAUAAAGCAAUAUCUUGGAGUUGAUCAAAUUACAGUUUCACCCAUAUAAUAUAAGUAAGCGAUAUCCAGUUCUCAGAAUUAUACAAAGUGUGGAGCUUUCUUCAUAUUGGAAAAGAACUUCAAUUGGGGCCACAGUACGAGGGCAUGAGGGGGCUGAGUACACCCUGGUGCCAGUUCCUCUCUUCUGCAUUGCACUCUGAGCUGAGCAGUUUGCUGCCCUCAUUAUGGGAACUCUAACUUGCUUCCCCCGACACACAGUUACCAUCCACAUCCAAUCAGCGAUUGGGUCUUAGGAGUCUACAUUCUGAAGAUCUCUUGCAUCCUUUUUUAUAUUUGUCUCAUGUCACUAUCUGGUUUAGACCACCUCAUCCACCACCACACAACUGGAUUACCACAGUUCUCUCAAUUUUAUACAAUUCUGGUCUGUUGAAGACCCCUUAUUGACCAUCCUUUUUGUCAAGAUAGAAUCUAGACUCCUUGAAGGUAAGGAUCUCAGAUUUUACAAUUCACCCAGUCUGACUGUCUUCUAAUUCCUCAAACUCAGCACACUCUUUGUAGUCUCUGGGUCUUUGCGCAUGCUGUUCCUUCUUUCCUCUUUCCCCUUCUUGCUAUUUAACAUAUGGCUUCUCGAGGUUUUUUAUGUCUCAACUCUGCAUCACUUCCUCCAGUUGCCCAGUCCAUGUCUCUCAUAGUCUCCUCUGUCCGUCAUCCUGGAUGGCUCACCUUUGUAUUUAUCACCCUGUGUAGGAAGCACCUGAUACCUUUCCAUCUUUAGACCUAGUUCCUACAUGGCAAAGGAGUGCAUCUGUUGUGAUUGUGGUUGCAAUUGUAGUACCUCAGAGAGUUGCUUUAGUGGAUGAAUCAGUAUGCCUGUACAUCCUCCAAAACCAGGAGGCUUUUCCCUUAGGAUCCUGUAGCUGGGAGAAAUCUUGAAAGACCACUCUGAAUCUCCAGUUUGUAUAGUCCCCCUGGGACUUUGGAAAAUGAUACCUUAUGUUCAUAUCUUCCCUUUAGAGCUUUAGACUUCUGGGCCAAUGGGUAUGAUGGUACUGGGGGAGGCAGUCAUUGUUGAAUCAAAACAUUUGCAUCAGAGUCUGCUUCUUACAGUGUGACCUUGGAAAGGCAUAAAGACUCUCUGCAUCUCAGUCACCUUAUGUGUUAAUUUGGGAUAGUCACCACCACUGAGUUGUAUCAAAUGAAAUCACACAUUUAAAAGUACUGUGCAAACUAGAAUACACUGCAAUGUAUAUAGGACAGUAGAUAAAUAAAACCCCAUGUGAACAAUAUGAUGUCUUCCAUCAUUCCUGGAGUAUUUCUAAGAUGUUCCCACAGUGGCUUAUGCCAAUCUUAUGAAAUAGUAGAGCAACUAAAACAAUUGCACAAAAGAACUUAGAAGAUCUGAGUAUCAUUCAUGUAUCUGCAGAUAAUAUUUUAAUUACUAUGAAGGAUGUUUAAUACAAAUGUAUAGUAUUUGUAAAUUAAAUUUCAUAAAUUUCAUUGUUGUAGUGGCUUAAAUAACAUGUGAGUUGAGUAAAAAUAUAUACUGUCAGGCCUCUGUAUCUGAGGGUUCUUCAAGGAUUCUACUAACUGUGGAUUCAAAUGUUAAAAAAAUAGUGACUGUACAGACUUUUUCUUGUUAAUAUUUGCUAUAGAGUAUUAUAAUAAUUAUUUACAUAGGUCUUAUAAGUAAUCUAGGGAUGAUUUAAAGGAUAUGGGAGGAGGUGUGUAGGUUGUAUGCAAAUUCUAGACAAUUUUAUAGGAAGGACUUGAACAUCCUAAGAGUUUAGCCUCCGUGUGGAUCCUCGGAACCAACCCUACUGUGGCUAUGAACCAAUGACUGAAGAGUGUCAAUGGAAAUGUAAACAUUGACCCUCCAGUUUGACAAUCUCUCUACACACGUAGAGUUAAAUAUGCAAAAAGUAACAUCAAAAAUGAUGAUCUUCGUAUUUUCUUAGGGAUACCACCUACUUCAGCAGGAUGGGAACAGAGAUUAUUAGAAUGUAGAACAUCAGGAUCACAGGAAUUUCUCUAAGAUUCUGAGUGUAUUACUAACAAAAACCUGCUCAGGGCUGAAGGAUGAGGAAGCAGAGACUCAGACUGUAAGCAGCUUCCCACAGUCACAGGCCACUGCCAAUGACCAGGAAGCUUAUACUGAAUCAUACUCUGCCUCCAAAGUGCUACCCACCACCACAUUCCUGCCAGAUUUCUCCUUUAAACUUCAAAUAUAGAUGUGAUUUUUCCUAUGGUCUUUUUCCUUCCUCCCUCCCUUUCUUUCUUCCUUCCUUUCUUCCUUCCUUUCUUCCUCUCACCCUUCCUUCCUUUAUUUUCCUCUUUCUUUUUUUCUUUCUUCCUAUUUUUUCUUUCUUUUCAAAGGAUGAUUUAAAUUGAAAAAUAAUCAAAAAUAAAGAUUGAGCUUUCUAAUAUAUAGCUCUGAGGUCAUGUUCAUUCUAUCUAUUGAAGUAACUAACAUAUUUGUUUUUCAUUCUUAAAACAUAAACUAUUCAACAGCACCAGAAUAUUUCAACCAAAAUCCAAUCACAAUCCUUUGACACUAGUACUUUGAUAUUAAUAAUCCUCUAACUUUGGUUGGGAGAAGGAAAUUUAUGGCCAGCUCAUAUUUAAGGUAAUGUAUUUAAAAUAAUAUUUAAGAGUUAAAUUUUAAAUAUUUUACAUAUUUAAAACAUUCAGGUUAAAACAUUGAAGACAUUCAGGUUAGUAGUAAAAGUAAUUUUAUAAUCACUGGGACAAAAAUAGAAUCUAUCAUACAGCGUUGCUAUAGUGACUACCAGUAAUUUACAAUGGUGCCUAUUUCAGUGUCUGUUAUUCCAUCACUGUAAAUAGCUUGUAUUCGGAGGAAUAAUUAUACAGUAAAUACUGCAUCCUACAGAUGUGUAAUGCUAAAUUGUGUCACCAUAUAUAUAUCGCUUUUGUGUCCGCACGAUCUGUAUACGCAACACUUUCAUGUAGGAAUAGUGACACUAUGUCCUAGACAGGCCAAUAAGGGACAUUAUUUUAAAAUAAACUAUGGGGGAUGAUGGUUAUAUUCUCUCGGUGUCACUUGUGCUUGGUUUAAAAAUAAUAGCUGUGUCACUGGUUUUUUUAAUCACAUGAUGUUGUGGUUUGUGUUUAAAUGUUCCCCCGAAGCUUCGUGCAGAUGAGGUGGGACUUCCUUUUUUGGAGGUAGUUGAAUCUGGAAUGUGUGAUGCUGGGGUUAAGUGCGUGUGAUUAUUAAACCAGUGCGUGUGAUUAUUAAACCAUUACAUGUGAGUGAUUAACUUGGCACUGCCCUAAUCCCAGUAGUCUGAAUAAGAUAAAAGGGGCAGAAAGAUGCUGUUAAACUCGGUUGCCUUUGCUACCUUGUGUGUGCCAUUUUGUUUCUGUGCUGCCAUGCCUGUUUGUCAUCCCUGCCUUGGAGUCAGCUAAUUAUAAACAGAAACCCCUAUGAGCUAUAAGCCAAAUAAACCCCUUCC
Molecule: messenger RNA, 4874 nt
Organism: Heterocephalus glaber (naked mole-rat)
Lineage: Eukaryota; Metazoa; Chordata; Mammalia; Rodentia; Bathyergidae
Gene: Stmnd1
Product: stathmin domain containing 1
Biological process (GO): regulation of microtubule polymerization or depolymerization
Source: RefSeq, a predicted model, not a curated record